UUUGCUUUAUUUACUGGUUAAUGCUGUCUGACACGAAAAAGAAUGUGUGAAAAAUGUUAUUUUUGGGCAAUUUUACAUUUGGAAAGGAUGUUUCAACGUAGGUUUUGUCAUAUUUAAACACUGAUAUAUUUAAUAUUUAAAUAUAUAUUCAAAGGAUGACCUUUGAAUAGGACGUGCCUUCGAUUCGACAAAGCACGAGUGUCUCCACAGAGAGCAGUGUUGCACUGUUUUAGCAGGAAGACAACAAGAGCGGGUGGGAAUUAAGCAUUUUUGUCCCGUGUAAUGAACAUGAGCUACUCGUCGUCGUUCAGACUGAAGUUAUGACUUUAAUAUGGCUGAUAAGGGCCCACUUUUAACUUCAUGUGUCAUUUUCUACCUGUCGAUCGGGGCCGCGAUAUUCCAGAUUCUCGAGGAGCCAAACUGGAUGUCGGCCAGAGACAAAUACAUCCUCCAGAGAGAAAACUUAUUAAACAAGUUUUCCUGCUUGACCAAAGAGGAUCUGGAUGAGAUCCUGGAGAUUGUGUCGGAGGCUGCGGGUGAAGGUGUGACCAUCACUGGUGACAAAUAUCACAACUCCUGGGACUGGGCCAACUCUGUCAUUUUUGCUGCCACCAUUGUCACCACCAUAGGUUAUGGCAACGUUGCCCCAAAGACUAAAGGUGGCCGUGUGUUCUGCAUCCUGUACGGUCUGUGUGGGAUCCCACUGUGUCUGGUAUGGAUUAGUGAACUGGGAUCAUUCUUUGGGGACAGGGCUAAGCGUCUGUCCCAGGUUCUGCUCCGUAGAAAUAUUUCAGUGAAAAAAGUCCAAUUCAUCUGCACGGCUUUGUUCCUUUUAUGGGGGCUGUUUGUGCACCUAGUGAUCCCCCCGUUUGUUUUCAUGUCUCUGGAAGGAUGGAGUUACCUGGAAGGCAUCUACUUUUCUUUCAUCACACUCACAACGGUUGGUUUUGGGGAUUAUGUGGCAGGUGUAAAUCCCAACAUAGAAUACCCCCCUCUGUACAGAGUAUUUGCAGAGAUAUGGAUCUACAUGGGUCUGGCCUGGCUGUCUCUUUUUUUCAGCUGGAAUGUCCACAUGGUAGUGAAAGCUCACGAAGUGUUUAGGAAAAGGAGACACAGACACAGACAGUUAAACGAUGAGGAGCCCCUACAAGAAGGAGGAAACAAGGAAUUACCUAAUAUCAAGCAGUCCGUUAUUGACAUCUUCAACUUCCUGUCUGAGCAGGAGGACGGCGACUACAGCACCGUCAUCAAAGAGAUUGGCAUCAUGGCAAAACAUAAAAAGCCUGUUGACAAAAUAAAUCGCUCUCAGAGUUGCAACGACUUGGACAUCCAGACCCUGGAUCAUUCACCUGGACAGAAGAACAUCACCAGUGUCUUUGACCUGUUCAAGAACCCACAGGCCGACGAGAACAAAGCGGAUCAAAGGAAGCAAACGAGCACAAGAGCAGAAUUCCCGAGGACAGAUAACUUGAAGAGCAAGGACAGCGGUGCAUCCGAGGCAGAAAAUGGCGGCAUUGUCGUCACUGUGCCUGUCAACGAUGCUGCAGAAGAACAAAGUGUGCAGCAUCCUGACGGAGGAGAGACUAGGUUUAAAAUACUCAAGGUAAAUGAAAAUGUGUUAACAGACCAGGAUGAAAAGGGUUAAAUCUUCCUUUCGAGAUGGUUCUUCAAAUUUACCAACACUGUGGAGCCAGUUAGAGGAAAGGGCAGUUGUUUUUAAAAUCAUACUAGAACUGUCAAGAAUUAAGGAAAUUGCUUUAUAUCAAUUUAUGCAAAUCAAGGCUGGGCUGUCAAACAGUUUCCUAGCAGGGCAGACCCAGGAUUUUAUUUAUGAUUACUGUUUGUGUCUAUGACUUGGUUUUGCUCUUUUACUUGGUAUUUCUAGUAUGACAUUGUUUUACUGUAGACUGUCUCCUUGUAAAACGGAUGCAUGAUGAAUACCGUUCAAGGGGCGAUAACCGACUGUGAUUAAAAAGAUUUGAAUAAUGAUCCACCUUCUGAAAUGAACAUCAGUGUAACAGCAAUAAAGUAAAAAUCCAUGAAUCCAUAAAA
Molecule: messenger RNA, 2052 nt
Organism: Solea senegalensis (Senegalese sole)
Lineage: Eukaryota; Metazoa; Chordata; Actinopteri; Pleuronectiformes; Soleidae
Product: potassium channel subfamily K member 5-like
Exons: 5
Coding region: 332-1645 (437 amino acids)
Biological process (GO): stabilization of membrane potential; potassium ion transmembrane transport
Cellular component (GO): membrane
Molecular function (GO): potassium ion leak channel activity
Source: RefSeq, a predicted model, not a curated record